UGGACUGACCGCCCCGGCCCGGCCCGAGCUGACACCAUGAACCGGCUGAUCCUUUGCACGCUGCUUCUCUUGGCCCCCAGGGAGCUAGCUGGGGCAUGUCCCGCAGGCUGCCAGUGCCAAGACCCCAAGACCAUCCUAUGCGCAGCCAGACGGGGCCACACCGUGCCCCGGGGGCUGCCCCCCAACACCCUCUCCCUCUACGUCUUUGAGAACGGCAUCACGAUGCUGAGUGAGGACAGCUUUGCAGGCCUGCCUGCCCUCCAACUCCUGGACCUCUCACAAAACAAGAUCACCAGCAUCCAGAAAAACAUCUUCCAGCCCCUGACAGAGCUUGUCAACUUGGACCUGUCCUCCAACCAGCUGCAGGAGAUCACCAAUGAGACCUUCCACGGGCUGCGGCUGCUGGAGCGGCUCUACCUGCAGAGGAACAGGAUCCAGCACAUCCACGCUGCCGCCUUUGACACGCUGGAGAACCUGCUGGAGCUGAAGCUGCAGAACAACCAGCUCUGGGCUGUGCCCCCCCUCGACCUGCCCAACCUCCUGCUGCUGGACAUCAGCUGGAACAAGAUCCCCACCAUUGCACCGGGGGCCUUCCAUGCUGUCAACAUCGAGUCCCUGAAGAUUGCGGGGCUGGGCCUGACGAGCUUAAACGAGGAGCUCUUCCAGGCCCAGAACAACCUCCAUGAGCUGGAUGUCUCCGACAACCUGCUGGAGCGUGUCCCGGUGGUGCUGCGGCGGCUGGGGAGCCUCACCAAGCUCAGCCUGGCUGGCAACGCCCGCAUCUCCCAGCUGCCGGCGGAGGACUUCCACAACCUUCACAACCUCCAGGAGCUGGACAUCAGCAACCUCAACAUCAACACCAUCCCUCGGGAUUUCUCCAGCUUCUUCCCCAGGCUGCGGGCCAUGACGGCCGCCGGCAACCCCUUCAACUGCAUCUGCCAGAUGAGCUGGCUGGUGCAGUGGGUGAACGCCAGCAGCGUGGUCCUCCGGCGGCCUGAGGAGACGCGCUGCCACUUCCCCCCAAAAAACUCCGGCAAGCUCCUCCACCACCUGCAGUACGCUGACUUCGGCUGCCCCACCACCACCACCACCACCCCCCCCACCACCCCGCGCACCACCACGCUGCCGCCGCCCGCACCGCUCCCCACCAGCAGCCGCCCGGCGCCGCAGCCCACCACUGCCGCUCCCACUCUGGCGGCCCGGGGCCCCCAGGGCAGCUCCACGCCGGUGCCCUUCAGUGGCCCCCCAGCCCCCACUAGCCCUCUGCUUCCCAUCUGUCCCCCUCGCACGUGUCUGAACGGUGGCACCUGCCACCUGGGUGCCCAAAACCACCUGGAGUGCCUGUGCCUGGAGGGUUUCACUGGGGCAUACUGCCAGGUGGAAGUGAGGGGGACGACGCCAUCCCCGGCCACGCAGGCCCCGCCGCCCGCUCGGCAGAUCAGCAUCGCACAGGUCAGCAGCACCUCUCUCAAAGUGGACUUGCAGAACUACGUCCAGUCCAAAGCACAACUGAAGGGCAUCCGCUUGAGCUACCGAAAUCUCUCCGGGCCGGACAAGCGGCCAGUGAUGCUGCGUUUGCCAGCUUCACUCUCCGAGUACACGGUGCGGGCGCUGAAGCCCAACUGCACCUACCGCGUCUGCAUUGGGCCCCUGGGGGAGAAGGUCUCCAAGGAGGAGCACUGUGCCGAGGCGCAGACCUUGCCGGUGAGCCACCAGCAGCACUCCCCCGUCACCCAGAGCAAGGACAGCAACCUCACCCUGAUGAUCGUCCCUGCCCUGGCUGCCGUGCUGCUGCUGGUGGUGGUGGUGACUGCCGGCACAUACUACCGCCGGCACCGCCGGGCGAAGGCGCAUGCCGGUGCCGGGGUGGACGCCAGCCCGCUGGAGCUGGAAGGGGUGAAAGCCUGCCUGGAAAACGGGGAUUUGAGCAGCCAUGGCCGCAAGGUGCCGGAGGCGGCGAUGCUUUCCGGUGGCUCUGAGUGUGAGGUCCCGCUCAUGCAGUCGCACUACCCCAGCAACAACAACACCCCAGGGCUCAAACCCUCCUAUUUCUGA
This is a messenger RNA of Gavia stellata (red-throated loon), 2055 nucleotides long. RefSeq names its product vasorin (gene VASN). NCBI's taxonomy places the organism in Eukaryota, Metazoa, Chordata, Aves, Gaviiformes, Gaviidae. Gene Ontology annotation, molecular function: protein binding. Gene Ontology annotation, cellular component: plasma membrane. The transcript is spliced from 2 exons. The record is from RefSeq and is a predicted model, not a curated record. The coding region runs from base 37 to 2055 and encodes 672 amino acids.